Messenger RNA from Alligator sinensis (Chinese alligator), 2013 nucleotides. RefSeq names its product cytochrome P450 2G1-like. Bases 1 to 1509 code for a protein of 502 amino acids. The transcript has 9 exons. NCBI's taxonomy places the organism in Eukaryota, Metazoa, Chordata, Crocodylia, Alligatoridae. Gene Ontology annotation, biological process: xenobiotic metabolic process. Gene Ontology annotation, cellular component: intracellular membrane-bounded organelle; cytoplasm. The record is from RefSeq and is a predicted model, not a curated record. Gene Ontology annotation, molecular function: heme binding; iron ion binding; oxidoreductase activity, acting on paired donors, with incorporation or reduction of molecular oxygen, reduced flavin or flavoprotein as one donor, and incorporation of one atom of oxygen.
AUGGUUCUUGAAGCAGCCGUGACUCUCUUCCUGGCAGUCUGCGUCUCAGCCCUGGCUUUCCAGUGGGAGUGGGAACGGUGGCACCGAAGGAGGAAACUGCCCCCAGUGGUGAAUCUUCUGCAACAUGUGGUCCUUUUCUGGCGGUCUUGGAGGUCAGGGAUGCUCAAGCCACUGAUGGAGGUGAAAGAGAAGUUUGGGCCAGUGUUCACGUUGUAUAUGCGCUUCCAGCGGUUUGUGGUUCUCAGCAGCUACGAUGCCGUGAAGGAAGCCCUGGUGGACCACGCGGUAGAGUUUGGCAGCCGAGGUGCAAUGUACUCAUUGGAGAGAUUGUUCAAAGGUCAUGGUGUGAUCCUGGUUAAUGGUGAACGGUGGAAACAGCUCCGGCGAUUCUCCAGCUCAACCCUGAAGAAUUUCGGCAUGGGGAAAAGAAGCAUCGAGGAGCAGAUCCAGGUGGAAGCCCAGCACCUGGUAGAGGCGAUCAGGGAAAAAAAAGGCUCUCCCUUCAACCCUGCCCUCCUCACUACUCAUGCUGUAUCCAACAUCACCUGCUCCAUCGUCUUUGGGAACCGCUUCGACUACGAGGACGAGAACUUCCUGAACUUGAUGGGCAGCAUGAACAACUUUUUUCUAGAAAUGAGCAACCAAUGGAACAUGCUCUACGAGAUCUGUCCAAGGAUCCUGCAAUUCCUACCUGGGCCACACAAGCGGGUGCCGCGCAUCUACAAGACACUACACGAGUUUAUCCUGGAGAGGGUGAGGAUAAACCAGCAGAGCCUGGACCCCAGCUGCCCUCGGGACUACAUCGACUCCUUCCUCAUCAGGAUGGAACAGGAAAAGCAAAACCCACUGAGCGAAUUCCACACCACAAGCCUGGUGGAAAAUGUGAUACAAUUAUUUAUUGCUGGGACAGAAACGACUUCCUCCACCUUGAGAUACGGAUUCCUGCUCUUGGCCAAAUACCCGGAGGUGCAAGACAAGGUGCACGAGGAAAUCGAUGGGGUCAUCGGGCAGACCCACGGCCCAGGCAUGCAACACCGGAGCCGGAUGCCGUACACCAACGCCGUGAUCCACGAGAUCCAGAGAUUCGCCAACAUCCUCCCCCUGGGGCUUCUGCACAAAGUAGCCUGCGACACCCACUUCCAGGGGUACUUUCUCCCCAAGGAUACCCCUGUUUGCAUCUCUUUAAGUACAGUUCUCCACGACCCCAAAUACUUCAAGGACCCAGAAAGCUUCGACCCUGGGCAUUUCCUGGAUGAAAACGGCUGCUUCAAGCAGAAUGACGCCUUCCUGCCGUUUUCCGCAGGCAAGAGGGUGUGUCUGGGCAAGAGCCUGGCCCUCAUGGAGCUCUUCCUGAUCCUAACCACCAUCCUGCAGCGCUUCACUCUAACAUCGCCGAAACCCCCGCAGGAAAUCAACCUCACCCCAAAAGUGAACAUACUUGUGAACGUUCCCCCCAGCUACGAGCUCUAUGUCCUCCCACGGGAGGAUGGGCUGCAGGACAGGGCCUAGGAAGGCCACAGCAGACUGAGACACCAGGAGAAAGAUCAUUAUGACACCCAGCCUGCAAGGAGUCAUGACGGAGGAAGAGGUUCCACGCGAGCCCUCUUCGGUGGAAGGUGGCACUGCGUGUCGCUGGCCAUCGUAGCCCUGGUGUUUUAGCGCUUACUGUUCAUGUCUCUAUUCUGCAAAAAACAGCAGGCAGUUUGCAGCCGUAGAAGGCAGGUAGUCUGUGGGGAAGAAAAUGCUUGCUCUAGUGAUGGGAGCAGAGGGGCUAUGGCAGGACUCUGGGCUUCUUCUGCAGCUCUGCACGCGUGGCCUAGCAGUCAUGGUACUGGACGGGGAUUGGGGGCCCCUGGCUAGAGAGUGCAAUUUGGUAAUUGGAGCAGGGCGCUGAGCGUAGUCGAGAGGAAAUUCCUGCUCCUCUGCCAGGAACCAUCACUUGGGCUUUCCCUUCUGCUGGGAUUUGUCCUUUUGUUAAACUUGGUAGCAGCUACUGACAAUAAAACCUUUCCA